UGUUAUUUCGAUUUGAAGCAGAUGCACUAUUCGUAAAAGAUUGAUAGACUCAACUUGAGUUGAGAGAUGUUGUUUGACGGUCCAGGUCGUAUCAUGUUGAGGAGAACAUGUAUGUACUGCAGUGGUUGCCUUCGCAGAGUCGGAUCUGCAAAGCUGUCUUAUUCAUUGACUGAUGUUGCCCCUGUAAAAUCUAGGCUUAAUAAUAUUAGCCGGGUGCUUGAUGCCACUGGAACGGGGAAUACAAAUACAACGACGAGAUGUUUGAGUAAACUUGCGUAUCAGGAGGAUGAGCUGUACGAGAAGAGUCACAUCACGUUCCUCCACAAGCCAAACGCACAGGGUAGACCCUCCCCCUCCACUCUGGUGACCUCCUUCUCACACAAGGGCUUCACACUCAAUCUCGACAGCCAGGUGUUGGGUCCUAUGAUUCUUCUGCCCCAGUCAAUUCUUCACUGGCGGGUGUCAGACCCCACCCACAUCACCCCAGCCUCCCUCCGGAUAUUCACUUUGCUGCAUCCUAAGCCAGACAUCUUAGUGUUGGGAACUGGAGACCACAUUGUGCCACUCCGUCAAGACUGCAGAGAGUUACUGAAGAAUGCAAACAUCUCAGUUGAGGUACAGAGAACUGAGACUGCUCUGGCGACAUAUAAUUUCUUGGCUGUUGAAGAGAGAAUUACAGUGGCGGCAUUCUGUCUUGUUUCAAAUACCCUAGCUACCACUCACACUAUGAGCACAGAGAGCUACGAUGACUACAAUGAGGAUUUCAAUGUAGAUACGGGAGCAGCAGAUGUUACAAAAACAGAGAAAGAGAUUUCCGAAAAGAUUGACCAGCAAACAUGCAGCUUAGAGGGGCAAAAGACCGCAGAAGAAAUUGUUGCGACUCACUUAAAGACAGAUACAAAGGAAGGGCAAUCAUAUAUUGAAGGGGAAAAUACCAGUACCAAGAGAGCUAAGAUACAGAUCCAGGCCGACGCCAAGGAUAAAACUAAUUACGGACAGGAUACGUGAUAAAAAUGGGGACUGCGAACAUUUUUUGAUUGAAGCAAUUAUAUCGUUGAUUAAUUAAUUGAAAUUAAAGAG
Symsagittifera roscoffensis is the source of this 1080-nucleotide messenger RNA. RefSeq lists its product as uncharacterized. Gene Ontology annotation, biological process: mitochondrial respiratory chain complex I assembly. The transcript is spliced from 3 exons. Lineage: Eukaryota; Metazoa; Xenacoelomorpha; Acoela; Convolutidae. The record is from RefSeq and is a predicted model, not a curated record. Gene Ontology annotation, cellular component: mitochondrial inner membrane. Bases 67 to 1008 code for a protein of 313 amino acids.